Molecule: messenger RNA, 925 nt
Organism: Lolium perenne
Lineage: Eukaryota; Viridiplantae; Streptophyta; Magnoliopsida; Poales; Poaceae
Product: auxin-responsive protein SAUR36
Biological process (GO): response to auxin
Source: RefSeq, a predicted model, not a curated record
ACAAUAGCAACGGCACACCCAAAACAAACGACCGUAGAAGAAGAAGAGGAAGAAAACGUCUCGGAACAACCACCGCCGAAAAUCUCUCCCUAGCUAGCUAGCUAGCCAAUCAAGGUCGCGCAGAUGGAGCAGCUCGGGGCCAAGAAGUCGAACAAGAUCACGGAGAUCGUUCGCCUGCAGCAGAUGCUCAAGAAGUGGCGCAAGCUCUCCGUCGCGUCCAAGGACACGGCGGCGGUCUCCACGCCCACCACCGUCACGGUCACCGCCGGCGGAAAUGGCACCGGCGAGAGCAAGGCCAAGAAGUUCCUGAAGCGGACGCUGUCCUUCACGGAAAAUCCGACCUCCGGGUCGCCGUCAGGGCCGCCGCCCAAGGGCCAUCUGGCGGUGUCGGUCGGCCCGGCGAUGCGGCGGUUCGUGAUCCCGACGGAGUACCUGAAGCACCCGGCGUUCGCGGCGCUGCUCCAGGAGGCGGAGGAGGAGUUCGGGUUCCAGCAGGAGGGCCUGCUCCGCAUCCCCUGCGAGGUGCCCGCCUUCGAGGCCAUCCUCAGGGCCGUCGAGAAGAAGGACGCCGCCUUCUUCUACUGCAGCGCCGAGUUCGCCUCCGCCGCCGACGAGGUCGGCCGCGGCACCCCGCUCUGCAGAUAGCUCCCGGGCUUGGACGACGACGCCACAUACCGGCCACCACUUAGCAGUACCUGACUACCUGUCCCCAACCAACAAAUUAUGUUCUUCUGUGCUGUUUUUCAGUGUUGUCAUGCAUGGUGAGGGAUGAAUCCAUAGUAUCUCCCCCCACGGUUUAGAAAUUGGGUUACUGCCUACAUUCUUUCUCUGAUCUGGAUUAGCUGGGUAGUACGUAAUGCAGCCCGUAAUUCACUGAUGGAAUCAUGGAAAGAUUGAUGUGAAAAUGAAGAUGAUUUUCUCUUUA